ACUCGAUGAGGACGAGAGAGAAAAGCUGAAGGAGCUCACGGAGGAGAAGAAGAGACUGGAGGAGAGCAAGCAGAGGUGGAGUGACCAGGUAAUGGUAUUGCAAGAGAGAUUGACCACUCAGACAGAUCGUCCUGAAAUUAUUUUAUCAUUCGAGGAUGUUAUGAAGACGAUUACAUCAAACUUCAAACACUUAAAGCGAUCCAGUAAAAUUGCAACAGAGGACAUUCCGUUGCAAGGCCGCGACUUCGCUAAUGAUUUAAAAAUAAUUAAAAAAAACGUUACUAAUUCUGAAUGGAAAUCGGGCACUGUGGCGAAGACUGACUACAGAAUUCUUGUGGCUGGGGGGACUGCAGGAAUAGGAAAAACCCGUUAUGGCAGAGAGUUGUUCAAGAAGUUAGAGCAAGAUGUAAACCUUCAAGAAAGCAUUGAAAAACCAAUUUCUUUUGUAUAUUUAUUACUUGACUUCAGCAAUGGUUUGAAGUUGAACGAAGACGACAGCGAACUGUCGAUACAGAUACUUGUUGGUUUGCGGAUAGCGUACGCCUUCUUCAUCUGGAACAAUUAUGAUGUGGAGUUUACCAUAUUCCGACAGACUGUACGACUGCUCAAGCUGACGAGUCGCUUCAAUAGCAGUACCGUAAUUGCCGGAAUUCACAAGCAUCUAAAUCUCAGCGUCGACCGCCUUCUCUUUUUGUUCUUACACAUUGAUGAAUUUCAGACCAUUUUCGAAUUUAGUGGCUGGAAGGCUGACAUGAGGAAAGAUAAAAACGGUAAACCCAAAGGUAUAUUCAAGGCAAUGUUAUACGAAGUUGCACAGUUUAUGGUUGGAUCCAACAUUUACUUCGUUCAGCCGUUCCUCUCGGGAACCGCUCCACAAGAGGUAAUUCGGCAAAAAGAACCUACCAUGUACUCUUUCGAAUUUGUCGAUUGUUCUCUGUUGAAUAUGCAGGCACGAAUCAAUAUAAUGAACCAUUUUGCGACCAAAAGUGGCUUUUCUGAGAAGACAUGGAACCUGCAAGAACGGAUGUAUUUUCUGUUAUGUGAUACGGGUGGACUUCCACGAGCGAUCCAGUGUUUGUUGGAAUGUUGCUUUGGGAAGAAAUAUGAAAGAACAGAUGUUUUUUUUGAGAAUAUCAGUUCGUUGGAUUACAGUGACAUUUAUAAUGACGUAGCAAGAGGCCUUGACACUAUGUACGGAAUCAAACAAUGGGUUUUUGAAAACAAAGAACUUGUUGAAGUCAUCAUAGACCGAUGUCUUGCAAUAAUUCCAUCAAGGCGGCCGGACUUGCUCUCGCCCAACCGCUCUGAUACUCUGGAAUCUUUAGAACGUGAUCAACAUUUGGUUCUGACAGAUUACUCUAUUGACGGUCGUGUCCUGAUUACAGUACCGCCUAUUUUCAUUAAUAUUUAUAUCCGAGCCCUCUCCCCGCCCACAAGCACAUUGAAAAUGUCAUUCUUGCCAGGAUGGGCAAUGGAAUGGAAAGGUUUUGAAAUAUUCGUUGCGGAAUAUGUGGCAUUCCGCAUUAGUGCUCUCUUUCGCUUGGGGCAUAAAACGGUGGCCCUCAAAAACAUUUUUCGGGGUGCUUAUGGUUCUUCGACGUUAUUAAAUAAGAAAGUUGAACUCCGCAAUACCACCGUUAAGCAACUCCGCAAUAAGUUUCCUAUGACUGCAUCUGCUACUGAUAAGCAAUUUGAAAACGUAGACAUCAAGUCGGGAAUGAUUGUAAAUGGGGAUAAGGCAUCAUUUGCUGACUCUUUUAUAGUUUUCGAGAAGUCGAAACUAAUAGUAGGCAUCCAAAAUAAACUGCGGAAGGGCUCCUUUGAGGUAUCCGAUAUGCAGAAGGAGCAUGACAAAAAUGUGACCGCAAUCAAGGAAGCACCACCUGAGUUUGACAUUAACGAUUAUACUGUUAUUACGGUAUUCAUAUUGUCUGCCAAUUUCAAGGGAGAUAUUGCUGGCUACUGUAAAAAGCCUCUACAAGACUGCCUUAUGAUAUGUCGGCAUAACUUUGAAGACUUUUUUGGGCAUGUCUUCAGCUGCCGCAUUGCUUUGCAAAUUGCUAGAGAACGUAAUCCAAAUUUUACCCCUCCAGACCAUUGGUUAACAGUUUCAACGAAAAUACCAGAUUCUAUUGUAAAUCAAGUGUCCAAAAAAAGGCCUUUCUAUUCUCCUCAAGAUUUGUACGAUCUCGACCCAUGGUUUAAAACCUACGAAAAAGAUAUUAAUGAUAUGUCGUACACAUUGUAUACUGAGGUCACUGACGUUGCGAAAGCGAAGAAGCGUCGACUUGAAUAUUAUUUUUACAGUUAUGAUGAUUAUUACGAUUAA
Molecule: messenger RNA, 2329 nt
Organism: Ambispora leptoticha
Lineage: Eukaryota; Fungi; Glomeromycota; Glomeromycetes; Archaeosporales; Ambisporaceae
Source: the annotation of a GenBank genome assembly